This is a messenger RNA of Hypomesus transpacificus, 2355 nucleotides long. RefSeq names its product transmembrane protein 169b (gene tmem169b). The transcript is spliced from 3 exons. The coding region runs from base 294 to 1196 and encodes 300 amino acids. The record is from RefSeq and is a predicted model, not a curated record. NCBI's taxonomy places the organism in Eukaryota, Metazoa, Chordata, Actinopteri, Osmeriformes, Osmeridae.
CGCAUCAGUCGCCUACUGUGAAAAAACACUGUGGUGUGUAGUCGAGCGUGCGCUCGGCGAAUAGCCGAGAUUUAGAAUGAAAUAACAAAUGGGAAUUUAAUGCAUAUAUUCUACCGCCUAUUUGAUGGUUUAUACAUUUCAGAUGCCUGAAAAAGAGGCCUGCCACUGAUACUGAACUUAAUGAAAGAAGAAAUCCAUGUAACCAGUACACCUUCCCAGGUCUUCAUCAGUUGCAGCAUAACAUCCACCCAGGACCACAUCCAGGAAGUGACUCAUCCAGGUGAAGGCUCAGGAUGGCUCAGGCAGAGGAGCAGCCAGCGGGGGACAGUAGCCCCCAGAUGAUCUCCCUGAGGUCGGAUACAUCAGGGAACCAGGUAGAUGGAAGUGAAGUAGGUCCCGCCACUCGGAGGAAGAGAAGAAAGAAGAAGGAACCUCGGCCAGAGUCCAUUAUUGUGUACCGGUCUGAGACUGAGAGGACGCCAGGGGAGGAGCAAGCUGGAGAGGAGAGCGCUGAGAGAAGCACCGAGGAGGGAGCUAAAUUCCUCUCCACACCGACUGGCGAGGGAGGCUGGAACCUCCCCCCAGACAGCCGCUACGUCACCCUGACGGGCACCAUCACUCGGGGUAAGAAGAAAGGUCAGAUGGUGGACAUCCAUGUGACGCUGACCGAGCGUGAGCUCAGGGACCUUGCCCGUUCCAAGGAGCGUCUGGAUGCCGAGUGCGAGGCGGGCGAGGGCUCCAAGCGCUCCUGCGGCCUCGGUUUCUGCCAGGGCCCCCACGUGGUGCUGUGGAGCCUUUCCUGCGCCCCUGUUGUCUUCCUCUUCUCCUUCAUCACCUCCUUCUACUACGGCACGCUCACCUGGUACAACGUCUUCUUGGUGUACAACGAGGAGCGGACUUUCUGGCACAAGAUCACCGUCUGUCCCUUCCUCAUCAUCUUUUACCCCAUGCUGAUCAUGGCCAUGGCCGUGUCGCUGGCGCUGUACUCCGCCGUGGUGCAGGUGUCCUGGGCCUUCAGUGAGUGGUGGCUGUCAGUGAGAGACCUGGAGAAGGGCUUCUGUGGCUGGGCCUGUGGGAAGCUGGGGCUGGAAGACUGUUCCCCCUACAGCAUCGUGGAGCUGCUGGACUCCGACACCAUUUCUGGUAGCAUGCAGGGCAAGACCCCCAACGAACUGGCUCAGACCUCCUGUGUGUGAGGGGGAGAUGGAAGGAGCAAGGGGGAUUCAGCUCCAGUACUAGGAAGAGACUGGUUGAGUAGGAAUUAGCCAUAACCCAACACUGUUUGGUAAAUCAUGUCGCAAAGGGAUGGAUUAAUUAAUGAUUUUAAACAUGUGUAGUGCUGUGACUAAAUAUAAGAUACUCAAGGUUCCGACUGUGUUAAAAAAAACACACACACUAUCAUUCAUUUAAAUAUUGUCCUCCUCUAAAUAUUAAAAUGUCUCAGAGCUAUGAUUUACAUCUGCGUUUGGACCUGAAACUCAGACGCUGGAUUCAGGCCCGUGUGUGUGUGUGGAUGGAUAAUGGCUACACAGUGAGCAGCACCAUUGUACACAGAAUGGGAGUUGCAAAAAAAACUAUAUGGACAGUGGAUUAUGCAUUCAGAUACACUUUGUAAAUAUUUAUAGUUAUUUUAAUAUAUGUGAUGGAUGUGUGCUGUACAUUGUAAUCAGGAAGCACAUUUCAAAUGCAUCAAUUCAACAUUUUGGUCUGCAGGUGACAUUGUGUGAUGAUUUACACCAAUGCAACAUUUUAUUCAUUAAUUAUGUUUAACUGUCGUAACAGGAGUUUCAUAUUUGUUUUACAUUAAUUCUCAUUGACACGUAUCAUAUUUAACACCACCUGAAAGACUUGUCAUUGUUGUUGCCAACACUGCUGACAUCGCUCAUCUUCAUUGUUCCUGUCCAAAGGCAUCAGGGUUCUGAGCUUCUUAAAUCUGUUUACCACCUGGUUGCUGUCUCAGUUCCCAUAUUCUAAUGCCUGUUAUUUGAUUUAUUUUAAAAAACUUUCUGAUGACAAGGCUACCUACUCUGGUUAUGAGUAAACAUGUACAGGUGUUUUGCACUGUGUAGGAAGCUGUAACUUUCAAUCAACUUGUCUGGCUGAGACAUGUCCGACAGAUAAAAGAUCUCGUCCAACUGUUGGUCUGGUAAGGAAACAGAAGGGAGGAAACAGAAGAUGAAUUCAGCUAGAUGGAGUUGAAUCCAUAUGCACUGCAGGCUAAACAUGUGGAAGGCUCUGUUUCACAGGCAUGAACUUGAUUAAAGCAAGGUUUUGCUAAGUGUUUGGUGUUCACUAAAUGUUGCUUUGUGUUUGUUGCUUUUCAUGAGAUGCAGUGAAAGGAAAUAAAUGAUUUUC